Corylus avellana is the source of this 815-nucleotide messenger RNA. It is a transcript of the gene HY5, whose product is annotated as Basic-leucine zipper (bZIP) transcription factor family protein. Gene Ontology annotation, molecular function: DNA-binding transcription factor activity, RNA polymerase II-specific. Gene Ontology annotation, cellular component: nucleus. The record is from RefSeq and is a predicted model, not a curated record. Gene Ontology annotation, biological process: positive regulation of transcription by RNA polymerase II; regulation of photomorphogenesis; response to red light. NCBI's taxonomy places the organism in Eukaryota, Viridiplantae, Streptophyta, Magnoliopsida, Fagales, Betulaceae.
GUCCCGCUCUUUUCUCUCUCCGAAAGCCUGAGAAAAUUCUGUCUCUCCCUCUCUAUCUCUGUGUUUCUUGUAGUUGUACACGCAAUGCAAGAGCAGGCAACAAGUUCCAUUGCGGCGAAUUCUCUGCCUUCAAGCAGCGAAAGAUCUUCGAGCUCCGCUCUUCAACUUGAAAUCAAGGAAGGCCUUGAGAGUGAUGAGGAGAUCAGGAGGGUUCCAGAGAUAGGCGGUGAAUCUGCAGGAACCUCAGCCUCGGGGCGAGAAACCGGUUCAGUGGCCGGUCCAGACCGGGUUCAAGCAUCAGGGGAAGGUCAGAGGAAGAGAGGCAGAAGUCCAGCAGACAAAGAAAGCAAGCGGCUGAAGAGGUUGCUGAGGAAUAGAGUGUCAGCACAGCAAGCAAGGGAGAGGAAGAAGGCAUACUUGAAUGACUUGGAAACGAGGGUGAAAGAGUUGGAGAAGAAGAACUCUGAGCUUGAAGAGAGGCUCUCCACCUUACAGAAUGAGAAUCAGAUGCUUAGACAUAUACUGAAGAACACAACAGCAAGCAGGAAAGGAGGAAGUGGUGCUAAUGGCAAUGAUGGGUCUUGAUGAGACAGCAAAUGAGAGCAGGAUCUGUAAGAGAAAUAUAUAAAUAUAUAUAUAUUGAGGGGAUGAGAGCAGGAUUUGUAAGAGAACUAUAUAUAUUGAGGGGAUGAGAGAAUGUACUUAUUAACUUUAGGUAUAUUGUGAGAGAUAUGAGGAAGACAGAGUAUUGAAAUGCUUGAGCCUAGAUUAGUGUUCUCCUAAGGAUUUCCUUCAUAUCUAUUUUGUAUUCUUAC